Molecule: messenger RNA, 300 nt
Organism: Acaulospora morrowiae
Lineage: Eukaryota; Fungi; Glomeromycota; Glomeromycetes; Diversisporales; Acaulosporaceae
Source: the annotation of a GenBank genome assembly
AUGUAUAUCCAAGAAACAGAAUAUAAUAAAGAAACGAUUACCGCUAAGGAGUUAUUCAAAUUAGCUAGGCAAUCAAAAAAACCAAAAAUCUAUAACCCAAAAACUAAUCGUAUGGUUGUGAUUAAUGGGCCAGCAUAUAAUGUCUUGAUACGCGAUGGUUAUAUGCAUUGGAGAGAAGAAAGACUUUUGAUUCUGCCAUUCAAUGAAAUACUGAUACUAAAAAAAUGUUUAUCUUUUACAUCUAAUAAAAUUUGGGGUAUUGUUGCUGAAAAAGGUCUUCUUACAGAAAUCGAUAGGAAA